CCGUGGUUCUGAACCCGCGCGCGCUGACGGGAGAGAGAGAGAGAGAGAGAGAGAGAGAGAGUUCAGCAUCUCUGUCCUUUUUAUUAAAUCUGUUUCUUCCUCUUCAUCCUGUCGGUGUGUUAGGCUCCUCUCUCUCUCUCUCUGUCUCUGUGUGUGUGUGUGUGUGUGAGUGUGUGAGUGAGUGUGUGUGAGUGAGUGUGUGUGUGUGUGUCUCCGGUACCGGGACGCGGCGGCGCGGUCGGUGGAGCAGGAUGGAGUCCCCGGCUCGGGUCACUGCGCUCCGGCUUCCGCUGCUGCUGCUGCUGCUGCUGCUGCUCCUCCGCCUGAGCGCCGCGAGCCGCAAACACGGCUGCCUCUUUGAGGAUGAUCUAUGUGAGCUGCAUGAGGUUUGCGUCAAUGAUGGCGUGUUUGGUCAAUGUCAGUGGUUUCCUGUUUCAGAUCUUUACACUUACGACGCAUCUCCAGCAACACUGCAGCGUCUGAGGAACCUCCUUCAACAACUCGCCCAGCAAGGUUAUACGUGGCAUGAUGACGCUACACAGCAGGUGAUAUCCAGAGAACUGCUAGCGUUGCGUAAGAUCCCCCUACGACGCCUCGGUAAAAACCUUCCAGCUUUCAAGUUACGGGCUCAGAUUAGCGAUGGCAACAACAGGAAGUACCUACAGGAACUUGGCUUCUUACCUGCAGAUGUCACUUCCUCCAAACAGGGCCUUCAAGGAAAGUACAAAAGUAAAGGAAUGUCUGAUCUCAUGGAUUUGAUCAUGGAGCCUAAAGAAAGGCCACAUCCACCACCAUCCACCUCCCUACUCCAGCCUCGUCCAGGCCCUAAAAACUCCCACUGGACUGGAUUCAAACCAGUGGACCAAACUGCUCUCCUGGACCGAACCGGCCUCCUCUCCGAGCUGCAGCAGUACCUGUCAGACCCGAAAGAACGACCUGGAGGAGUCCAGUACUUCAGUGUCCAGCACAGCUCUCCUGCCAAAGCAGGGAAAGUUCCUGGUGUUUCAAGGCAACCUCCUCGACCCAGAAUCGACAAACUGUUGUUUAGGUCAGGAGCAAACCGGCCACCACCUCAAGACUCCCUCAGCUCAGUGGAUGAGAAGUUCAUCCAAGGCGUGGUGAAGCAGCUCGGACAGCAGAGCAUUAACAUGGACACCCUGACCCCGGGCGACCUUGACCAGCUCUCUGAGGUCAUCACUCAAGCCCUGCAGGUGGUGGAUGAUGGGGAAGGGGUCAAAGGUCGUGAGGUCAUGGUUGAUGAUGAGGGUGAGAUGAAGAGCAAGUCUGGUGCAAGGGGACAGCUUGGGAAAAUGUCUGGAGAGGAGUUCAUGCCUAAAGAUGGACAAACAAAAGAAAGCAGGCCAGAGUCGGAGGGAAAGGACAAAGUUUUUAUCAAUCAGCUCCUGGACUUCCUGGACAGGAACUCAGGCCCUGAGGCUGCAGAUCAUCCAGAUCAUCCCCAGGAAGAAACGUCCCUCCGAAGCUCCUUCAAUCUUCCACAAACUCCUGCAGAUCUGAAAUCAGCUGGAGUGGAGAUUGUUCAGAGUCGAACCACUCAGACCAACGUGGACUUAACAAAAAAGAAGAUGGAGCCAGACACGGUGGAUCUGCAGCCCGCAGGAGAUGCUGAGGUGGAGCAGUGGCUCCAUGGUGAAGAAGCUGUGGAUGCAGAUGCUCAGCGGAAGCAGAACAUUGCAGAGGAAGAGGAUGUGGAGAAGAAAGGUGGACAUGUGGAGAAGAAGUUCAGGGUGGAUGUGGCGGCGUACUCCACCCCUCGGGACGAUGGAUACUUCGGUUACAUCAUCACACAGGACUCUCUUUCAACUGAUCAAGGUCUUAACCUGAUGGAAACCUUGGCUAAAAGAGCUAACCUACGUGUGACCGACUUCCUCCAGCUCUCGGUUCUGGGUCCUGCAGUAACGUUCAGAGUGAAGCCCAACGCUGGGAACAUCACCACAGCACUCCUGGCCCGAGUGGCAGUUGAGCAGAAAGGCCAGUUGGAGAAGGAGAGCGGUGUGAAGAUUUUGGAUGCCGGACUGAGUGAUAGGUCCAAGCUGAAUCACAUCCCCGUGGUCAAGCAAAGCCGCCUUGAACCCAGCAACUUCCUGGUUCUGGUCCUGGUCACCAUGGCGUUUGUUGCCGUGGUGCUCGGCCUGUCGGGGGCGCUCUUCUGCAUGCGCCACCAUUCCGGUUACGAGCUGAAAGAGAAGCUGGUUGGCAUGGCAACAGACACCGGGAACGAUGCCACAGCGACCUAUCAGGAUCUGUGUCGUCAGCGCAUGGCAGAGCGCAGCUCCGACGUUUUCCAUCACGCCACACACACGUCACGCAUCAACAGUGUGUCAUCACAGUUCAGUGACGGAGCGACACAGAGUCCAUCAGCACGGAGCAGCACGUCAUCAUGGAGCGAAGAACCUGUACACAGCAACAUGGACAUCUCUACAGGACACAUGAUCCUGGCGUACAUGGAGGAUCACCUGCAGAAUCAGGAUCGUUUGGAGAAGGAGUGGGAAGCUCUGUGUGGUUAUCAGGCCGAGCCGGCUGCCUGUUCUUCAGCUCAGGAUAAAAGCAACGCCAAGAAGAACCGACCCAACGGCGCGCUCGCGUACGAUCACUCCAGAGUGAUGCUGAAGGCUGAGAAUAAUCAGAGCAACUCGGACUACAUCAACGCCAGCCUCAUUAUGGACCAUGACCCUCGUAACCCAGCCUACAUCUCUGCUCAGGGCCCUCUGUCAUCUACGGUGGCCGACUUCUGGCAGAUGGUGUGGGAGAGCGGCUGUGUGGUGAUCGUCAUGCUAACACCAUUAGCGGAGAACGGAAACAAACAAUGUCACCAGUACUGGCCAGAUGAAGGGUCGGACCUGUACCAUAUCUAUGAGGUCAACUUGGUGUCAGAGCACAUCUGGUGUGAGGACUUCCUGGUGCGCAGUUUCUACCUGAAGAACGUCCAGACCAAUGAGACACGCACCGUAACUCAGUUCCACUUCCUGUCCUGGAUGGAUCAGAACGUUCCUGAGUCAGCUCGAACCCUGCUGGACUUCCGCAGAAAGGUUAACAAGUGUUACAGGGGACGCUCGUGUCCAAUAAUCAUCCACUGCAGUGAUGGAUCAGGGAGAAGUGGGACGUACAUCCUGAUAGACAUGGUACUGAAUAAAAUGGCUAAAGGUGCUAAGGAGAUCGAUAUCGCCGCCACUCUGGAACAUCUGAGGGAUCAGAGAGCAGGCAUGGUGCACACCAAGGAGCAGUUUGAGUUUGCGCUGACCGCCGUGGCCGAAGAGGUGAACGCCAUCCUCAAAGCUCUGCCGCAGUGAAGAAGCUUCUGCACACACACACGCGCACACACACACACGCACACACACACACACUUCCUCUAUCUUCUCUUCCUGUGACUCAGUGGUCUGUUCGUCUGUUAGAAGUCGUCACAGAAUAAAUCUGUGCUUCUGCUCUAAUGCUUAGAGAAAAUCUCUUUAUUCUGUUCGUCUCUCCGAGUGUGCUGUACGACACAACCGUGACGUUAACUCUAGAGCUCUGACAUUUCUAUUAAAAUACAAAAAUGUUUUACUGUGUUGAAAUAAAUAGAGAUUGUAUUUUGUGAUGCACUUGUAUAGCAGUGUGUAUUACAGCUGAUAGGUGUGUGUGUGUGUGUUAUAUCUGAAAUAUGUAUCAGAUUUAUCUAUAUAUUUAUUACAUAUAUACAUAUAUAUAUAUAUAUAUAUAUAUAUAUACACCGUGUGUGUGUGUGUGUGUGAGUUAUGUUUGUUGUAGCAGUGUAGAAUCUGAUCUGAUCUCUCGCUCACACACACACACACACACACACACACACACGAGCAAUAUCAGUGCGAUGAUCAUUACCCUGUUCUGGUUUGGAACACACACGUUGUGAUUAUUCUGUGUUACUGAACGAUGCUGCACAUCAAACAGGACAAAAAUUCAAUAUUUCAAACAUUUGUAUAUAAAUAUUUUUGUGUGGAGCGUAUAAUGCAGAAAAUAUAAUAAACUCUACCCUGAUGGA
This is a messenger RNA of Pangasianodon hypophthalmus (striped catfish), 4012 nucleotides long. It is a transcript of the gene ptprn2, whose product is annotated as protein tyrosine phosphatase receptor type N2. Gene Ontology annotation, molecular function: protein tyrosine phosphatase activity. The record is from RefSeq and is a predicted model, not a curated record. Bases 252 to 3311 code for a protein of 1019 amino acids. Gene Ontology annotation, cellular component: secretory granule. Lineage: Eukaryota; Metazoa; Chordata; Actinopteri; Siluriformes; Pangasiidae. Gene Ontology annotation, biological process: protein dephosphorylation. The transcript has 23 exons.